UGGUGUCCUCUUUCUCUCUGUUGCGGCGGUGGGUUGGAGCCGCUGUCCCCGCGCUGGCGCUCGCCUGGGUUUCAUUUUUAAUCUUUCAAUUCGACCCCCCCCAACCAAAGCCAAAUUAAAAAAAGGACAAUUCCGUUCGAGCGCAACGAAGAGACACACCGCGUGUCCUUGUCCUGGUCAAAUUCUGUAUCUUUUAAUCGUUGGAAGUCUCAGCUGUGAAGAAAAGAUGGCGGGGAGCGGGGCGGCGGGGUCUGCGGUGGCCCGGCUGGAGGGCCGAGAAUUCGAAUACCUGAUGAAGAAGCGCUCGGUGACGAUAGGCCGCAAUUCAUCCCAGGGCUCGGUUGACGUCAGCAUGGGCCACUCGAGCUUCAUCUCCCGGCGGCACCUGGAGAUUUUCACCGCGGGAGAGGACGGUGCCGGCGGCGGAGAUUUCUACCUGCGCUGCCUGGGUAAAAACGGGGUGUUCGUGGACGGGGUGUUUCAGAGACGCGGGGCUCCUCCUCUGCAGCUGCCCCGAGUGUGCACGUUCCGCUUCCCCAGCACAAACAUCAAGAUAACGUUCACCGCCCUGUCCAGUGGCAAGAAGGAUCGAAGGAACAACCCGGAGUCGCCCGUGAAGGCGAUCCAGCCCCAGAUUUCGCCCCUGACCAUCAACAUUCCAGACAAUAUCGCCCAUCUAAUGAGUCCACUUCCGUCUCCUACAGGGACAAUCAGCGCCGCGAAUUCGUGUCCGUCCAGCCCUCGAGGAGCGGGGCUGUCCAGUUACAGGAUGGGCCGGGGACUCACGGCCGAGCUCAUAGGGGACAACUCGCAAUCUGAAAACGACAAGGACGCCUCUGGAGGAGACAGUCCAAAGGAUGACUCGAAACCGCCUUAUUCUUAUGCACAACUAAUCGUCCAAGCAAUCACAAUGGCCCCGGAUAAACAGCUCACUCUGAACGGAAUAUAUACCCACAUAACUAAAAACUAUCCCUAUUAUAGAACCGCAGACAAAGGCUGGCAGAACUCUAUUCGGCACAACCUGUCUUUAAACCGCUACUUCAUCAAAGUGCCCCGAUCCCAAGAAGAGCCUGGUAAAGGCUCGUUCUGGAGGAUAGACCCCUCAACGGAGGGCAAGCUCGUCGAUCAGGCCUUCCGCAAACGAAGGCCACGCGGCGUCCCCUGCUUCAGGACCCCGCUCGGCCCUCAGUCGUCCCGGAGCGCCCCGGCCUCUCCUAACCACAUGGGGGCGUUGUCGGCUCACUCCAGCGGCGUCCAGACUCCGGACAGUCUGUCGCGAGAAGGUUCGCCCGUUCCCCCAGACACCGAGCCCUCGCCCGCCCCCGUCUCUACUCCAGCAGCCGCGGUUCAGCCCAAAUUAGCCGUCAUACAAGAGGCUCGCUUCGCCCAGAACACGACAGUAACCAGCCAGCCUGUUCUGAUCACCGUCCAGCGAGGGCUCCCCCAGAACCUCAAACCGGUCAACUACGCCGUGGCCGCACCGGUCACCACCUCCAACUCCCAGCAGCCUAUUAUGCAGACGCUCCACGUGGUGCACCAGAUCCCCGCCGUCUCGGUCACUGCCGUCGCCGGCUUCGCCACAGCCAACGCACGCGCAGCGGAGGAGUCGAAGACAGAGCCGCAGGAGAACGGAGAACGGCAAGAAGUUAAAGUGAAAGUAGAACCCGUGCCAGCCAUCACAACAGCCUCUAUAGGCGGAGUCACUCGCGUUCUUCAGACGUCCCAAGCCACUCCGAUCCAGACAGUCACCAUAGUGCAGCAGGCCCCCCUGGGGCAGCAUCAGCUUCCCGUUAAGGCCAUCACACAGAACGGCACGCAUGUGGUGUCUGCCAUCCAAGGAUCAACAAAUACAGUUGCCAGUCCUCUUCACAUGCUGGCCACCCACGCCUCCGCCUCGGCAUCUCUGCCCACCAAACGUCAAAACGGCGACCAGCUAGAGCAGCCCGACUCCAAACGGCUCAAGGCGGACGACGGAGUGGAGCUCGGGGCCGUUCCCGCCGCAGCAGAGAGGGACACCCCCAAUUAGGGCUGCCCAGUCUCAUCGUUCAGACCUCACCUCGUUCCUCCUUAGUCGAACCCACCCUAUUAAAACCGAGGUUAUCCGUUCAGUGCCAAACUGGGAUGCGAAACGGCAGCAACGUAAGUGCUGUGGAGUGACAUUUUGAAGACGAAUGACGGUCGCAAACGGAGGCAUGUGCAUGAUUUGCAGAGAAGGAUGACGCGAGGCUGUCGGGAGGAGACGAAUUAGAAGCAGGCAGCGGGAGAGUAAAUGAGAGACCUUUUUAACUAAAUAUUUAAGUACUCACAGACAGCAUACAUAUAUUGAUAUAGUAUACUUAACUAAGAUGUAUUUUAGAUCAAACUUAGCAAGAAGUCCUGUGGUCCUUCAUCUCUUCUACCUCUGGAGAGAUCCGGACGUGGAUUUUGCAUUCUUAUAAACAGAUAAACGUAAAAGCUGGCGGGAAAUCUAACAAGUCGGUUUUAAAUUCGAAGCUGCAGGUAAUUUCUAAACAUUCCUGUAUUUGCAGGUCACGUCCUUUUUUUUUAAGGGGGUUUUCACACUUGCACUUCUGUUCCGGAGACCCCCGAGUACGUCCGGGCGUGUGUGUUGCCAUUUAGCGGACACCUUUAUCCAAAGCGACUUGCAUUACAAUUACAGUAUAAACAGUAUACAGUCUGAGCAUUUGAGGGUUAAGGGCCUUGCUUUGCUCAAGGGCCCAACAUCAGCAACGUGGCAGAGGUGGGGCUUGAAUCGGUGACCUUUUGAUUACUAGUAAGUUUUUAAACUAAGGUGGCACAUGCACACUGAGGUCGGGUAGGUAUGUGUUUUAAAUGGGGAAGCUGUAGCCCUAGUGGUUAAGGUACUGGGCUAGUAAUCAGGUCGCUGGUUCAAGCCCCACUACUGCCAAAUUGCCACUGUUGGGCCCUUAAGCAAGGCCCUUAACUCUCAAUUGCUUAGACUGUAUACUGUAAUGUAAGUUGUUGGGCAUUUGUAGUCCAGCAACCUUAUGAUUACACGUCUACCCGCCCUCAGUGUGCAUGUGCCACCUUAGUUUAAACACCAUCAAUUUAAGGGCAAAUCGUAGCCUAGUGGUUAAGGUACUGGGCUAGUAAUCAGGUCACUGGUUCUAGCCCCACUACUGCCAAAUUGCCACUGUUGGGCCCUUGAGCAAGGCCCUUAACACUUAAUUGCUUAGACUGUAUACUGUCACUGUAAUGUAAGGCAUUGGGCAUUUGUAGUCUAGUGGUUAAGGUACUGGGCUAGUAAUCAGAAGGUUGCUGGUUUAAGCCCCACUACUGCCGAAUUUACACUGUUGGGCCCCUAAGCAAAGCUCUCAACCCUCAAUCUCUUGAGAGCCAAAUGUACAGUAUAAUGAAAUGGUUUUUCUUGUUCGGAAUCUGGGGUCAGAGCAUAGGGUCAGCCAUUGUACGAGGAGCCUGGACCCUACUGGGUUAAGGGCUUGAACCAGCAACCUUCUGAUUACUAGCCCAGUACCUUAACCACUAGGCUACAACACGCACCUACCCACCCUCAGUGUGCAUGUGCCACCUUAGUUUAAACACUUCAUCAAGUUAAGGGCAAAUCGUAGCCUAGUGGUUAAGGGUUCUGGGCUAGUAAUCAGAAGGUUGCUGGUUCAAGCCUCACCACUGCCAGGUCGCUGCUGUUGGGCCCUUGAGCAAGGCCCAAGUCUCAACUGCGUAUACUGUAACUGUAAUGUAAGUUGUCGGGGCAUCUGUAGUCUAGUGGUUAAGGUACUGGGUUAGUAAUCGGAAGGUUGCUGAUUCAAGCCCCACUACUGCCAGGUUGCCACUGUUGGGCCUCCGAGAAAGACUCUCAACCCUCACUUGCUUAGACAGUAUACUGUAACGUAAGUCAAUGGGGCAUUUGUAGUCUAGUAGUUAAGGUACUGGACUAGUAAUCAAAAGGUCACUGAUUUAAGCCUCACUACUGCCAGGUUGCCACUGUUGGGCCCUUAAGCAAGGCCCUCAACCCUCAAUCGCUUGGACAGUGUACAGUCACAGUAGUGCAAGUCGCUUUGGAUUAAAGCGUCUACUAAAUUCCAAACAUUGCUUGGAAUCUGGGGUCAGAGUGUAGGGUCAGUCAUUGUACGAGGAGCCUGGAGCCUACUGGGUUGAGGGGUUCGCUCAAGGGCCCAACAGUAGCUUCAAACCCACAAUUUUUGGAUUGAUCUCCCAAAGCUCUACCCAAUAGGCUACAAGUGUCCCCUAUUGCGCAAUACUAGUGUUAGAGCUAUACAAGGGCAGUGAUAGCUCAGUGGUUAAGGCACUGGACUAGUAACCAAAAGGUUGCCGGUUCAAGCCUCACUACCACCAAGUUGCCACUGUUGGGCCCCUGAGCAAGGCCCUUAACCCUCGAUUGCUCAAAAUUGUGUUCAGUCAUAAUUGUAAGUCGCUUUGGAUAAAAGCAUCUGCUAAAUGCUUUUACUAUAGUGUUGCGCAAUACCAGCGUUGCGCAACUGAACCAUGGCUCGGACAAUAUUCCUGGUUCAAAUACAACCCGCAUACUGGCUCAAGCCUUCAAACCAAGUGUGAAAAUGCCCCCAUCAAAGGGAGGUAUGGUGUACCGCAACCGUAGCAUUCGCAGAGUUAGGUUUGCAUUGUAAAUUCGACAUCGUCAACAUUGAUUAAAGGCAGUUUUGGAAAGACGUCACAAAAGAGGUCACCUACAAAAGAGAAUUCGCCUACAGUGCCCGAUUGGUCGGUCGUAAAGCUGUGAACCCGCACACGGUGGCAAAUCUGCGUGCCCCCCCAUGUCCUUUUCUAAAACGAGCGCAAAUCUCUUAGGCAAAAGGUAGAACGGGGGGGCGUUUCUCCUCGAUCAUGGCAGCUAAGCCUCACUCAAUGUUGACCUACCUAAUCCAGUCCUUAGUAGAUAUGCAGUAAUCUGUUGUACAUGUGUAUCUUAGAAUAUUAUUUGUCUGUAUUUAUGUUUUCCAUGGCACAGGUAUUCGGGGUAAAAAAAACAAGAGCCCAAGUGAGGUCAUCGGCAUUCAUCGCAGUCGUUUUAUUUUCAACACGUGGACUCGUACAUUUAUAGAAAUGAAUGUAAUUACUUCCUCGAGGAAAACACUAUUAAUAAUUAAGAGGACUUCUGUCAAAACCUUCAUAUUCAUACGUUCCUCACGUGUUCCUCGAGAGCUUUUCUUUUUCUUUCGACAUAUAACGGAUACGUAAGAUGAGGAAUCUUCAUUCAAACGUUUCAUCAGAGCUUGCAUGAAAUGUGUAGAGCGCAUACGCCACACCCAAGGGGUUCCUCACAAACAAACCAAGGAAGAUGAGAUAAAAAAAGUAAAAACAAACAAACUAAAAAAGAAAGACUGAAAAGAAGGGUUCGGAUUCGGAUCAUACUGCACUUAUCUCGUUGAUGCCGUCCUUCCCCCCGACUCCCUUUUUUUAUGUUUCCAGUAUGUCCUUAGCUGUGUUCGUUAACUUUGUGUUGCAGUUGCGGUCUAUUUGCUCGUUAAUAUUAUUUUGCUGGAAAAAGUCGCCUCGGAUCGUACAUAUUCCACAAAGAAAAAAUAAGUGGUAGAUGUUCUGCUUCAGUGGGUAAAUGCAUUUUUUUACAUAAAUUAAAAGCUCCAUCAUUUCUGUUCUA
Molecule: messenger RNA, 5617 nt
Organism: Trichomycterus rosablanca
Lineage: Eukaryota; Metazoa; Chordata; Actinopteri; Siluriformes; Trichomycteridae
Gene: foxk2a
Product: forkhead box K2a
Exons: 9
Coding region: 227-2026 (599 amino acids)
Biological process (GO): regulation of transcription by RNA polymerase II
Molecular function (GO): protein binding; DNA-binding transcription factor activity, RNA polymerase II-specific; RNA polymerase II cis-regulatory region sequence-specific DNA binding
Source: RefSeq, a predicted model, not a curated record